This is a messenger RNA of Carassius gibelio (silver crucian carp), 3251 nucleotides long. RefSeq names its product dnaJ homolog subfamily C member 11 (gene dnajc11b). Gene Ontology annotation, biological process: cristae formation. NCBI's taxonomy places the organism in Eukaryota, Metazoa, Chordata, Actinopteri, Cypriniformes, Cyprinidae. The record is from RefSeq and is a predicted model, not a curated record. The transcript has 16 exons. The coding region runs from base 88 to 1770 and encodes 560 amino acids.
CGAACGUCACGUUGCGUAAUUAACAUUCACAAGAAAGGCCUUCACCGUAGUAGGAAUCAGUGGGAUGGGAUUUGGAACACUGGGAACAUGGCGGCUGCCUUGGAAAAUGAAUUGGAAGUAGAUAACGAAGAUUAUUAUUCUCUGCUCAAUGUCAGGAGAGAGGCUACUCAAGAGGAGUUGAAAUCCUCGUACAGGCGGCUUUGUAUGCUGUACCACCCUGACAAGCACAGAGACCCUGAGCUAAAGAGGCAGGCUGAGCAACUCUUCACCUAUGUACACCAGGCGUAUGAGGUUCUCAGUGACCCACAAUCCCGAGCCAUAUAUGACAUAUUUGGAAAGAAAGGCCUAGAGGUGGAAGGUUGGGAGGUGGUGGAAAGGAAGAGAACCCCCGCAGAGAUCAGGGAGGAAUAUGAACGUUUGCAGAGAGAGAGAGAUGAGAGGAGACUCCAGCAGAGAACCAACCCUAAGGGGACAAUAAGUGUUGGUAUAGAUGCAACAGACCUCUUCGACCGAUAUGAGGAGGACUUUGAGGAUGUACCAGGAGGAGGUUUUCCCCACAUUGAUAUCAACAGGAUGCAUAUUUCCCAAUCCAUUGAGGCGCCCCUAACCACUUCAGAUACUGCUGUCCUCUCUGGAUCUCUCUCAACACGUAAUGGCAACGGGGGAGGAAAUAUAAACCUUUGUGUGCGGCGUGUGACCUCAGCAAGAGGCUGGGGAGAGCUUGAGUUUGGUGCAGGGGACAUUAGAGGACCUUUAUUUGGGAUGAAAGUGUUCCGUAAUGUAACUGCCCGCUGCUUUGUGACUGCCCAGUGGGGAUUACAGUUCUCCUCACGUGGUGUGCAGCCCAGUGCCACUACAAUGAUGGCCCGCCACCUGGACCAGAACACUAUGGGUUACCUGCAGUGGCGCUGGGGAAGCCAGUCUGCCAUGACCACCAGCAUUGUCAGGGACACCAAAACAAGCCACUUCACGCUGGCCCUGCAGCUGGGUGUUCCUCAUUCCUACCUGAUGAUGAGCUAUCAGUACAAAUUCCAGGAUGAAGACCAGACUAAGGUCAAAGGUUCUAUCAAGACUGGGUUCUUUGGCACUGUGGUUGAAUAUGGUGCCGAGCGCAAGAUCAGUCGCCACAGUGUUCUGGCUGCAACUGUCAGCAUUGGUGUACCCCAAGGAGUCUCCCUCAAAAUCAGGUUGAACAGAGGCAGUCAAACCUACCUCUUCCCUAUUCACCUAACCGACCAGAUUUUACCCAGCGCUGUGUUUUAUGCCACUGUGGGCCCACUGGCCAUCUACUUAGCUGUCCAGAAGCUUAUUAUUAUGCCUUAUGUACGAGCCCAGAAGGAACAGGAGUUGGAGAAGCAGAAGGAGGAUUCAGCUUCAGAAAUUGCUCGGAGGAAGCAAGAGGCUGAAGCUUCCGUUUUGUUGAUGCAAGAGUCAGUGAAGAGAAUUAUUGAUGCUGAGGAAUCUAAAAUGGGUCUCCUCAUUCUAAAUGCUUGGUAUGGCAAAUUUGUGUCAGACAAUAGUCAGAAACCUGAGAGAGCAAAGGUCAUUGAUGUGACUGUCCCGCUCCAGUGCUUAGUGAAAGACUCUAAACUCACCCUUACCGAAGCAUCAAAGGCUGGCUUGCCAGGGUUUUAUGACCCAUGUGUUGGAGAGGAAAAGAGCCUAAAGCUGCUGUACCAGUUCAGAGGAGCAAUGCACCAAGUCUUGUCUGGAGACACAGAGCCUCUUAGGAUACCUAAACAAUCUCAUAGAAUCAGUUCAGAGACAUAGGAGUCUACCACACAUUGGAAGAAAGAGCUCAAUGGACAUCAAAGGAACAUAAAGGGAAAGUCAGACAUCAAGUGAUCUUUAUUUCACAUAGUCACCCGUGUACCACCUUUGUGUCGUCUGUUUCUCUUAUAUCCCUUACAUAUAUCGUCAAUAGGUUGUUUGGUUCGUAUUGUGCAUAAGAAUGAUUUUUGAUUAUUGCUAAUUUGGGAAAAAGGUUUAAAGGGUUAGUUUACCAGAGAAUGAAAAUGUUUCAUCUUCUACUCAACCAUUUUCUCACAAAAAUGCAUGGAUUUGCUCCAGGGGGCGUUUAUUCACCCCCCAGAGCUGUGUGAGGGACGUUUUAUUACAGAUGUGCGCACUUUAUUUCACGUAUUCUGAACUGUUGGCAACAAACACCCGCUUACCCCCAUUGAAAGGCUUGGAAGAGCAAGAACAGUUUUUAUAAUAACUUUGAUUGGAUUUUUCUGAAAGAAGAAAAUCAAAUACACCUCGGCUGUUUCGAGGGUGAGUAGAAGAUGGACAAAUUUUCAUUCUCGGGUGAACUAGCCCUUUAAAUGUAAAACCAAGAAAUCUUAAAAAAUAGGCACCACAUCUUUUUUUUUACAGGAUUCAUUAGUUCUUCCUUCAAUCUGCACUCAAGCAGUAUCAAAGAUAGUUGCACAGUAUAUUCUCCAAAUGUAAAAUACUUAAUGAAGUCAGCAGCAUUAUAUAGUCAGAGUUCCAAUGAAUCGGAAAAAGGACAGGGUGUUGUUUUUAUUUGUUUAGCUUGUCGUUCUUAGCAUCUGGAUCUUUUUGCUUUGAUAGCAACUUUCCUCCGGUUUAGUUUUCUUAAGUUUUACGGACUUGAAAUGUCAGCAGCAAUGGUGUAAAACUACAAUGCCUUUUGGUUAUUGAAUGUGAGAGUUUAAGCAGAGUAUGAAAGCUCUAUGUUCAGAACAGUUUAAUUUUAUUUAAAGGACCAUUAUUUCAAAUGAUCCUGAAAUGAACCCACUGAAGCUUUGUGUUCUUUAAAUGUGCCAUGCCCCUUUUAAUUUUUCAUUGUUUUGUUAGUGCUUUUGUCAGCAAGUGGGCAGUGCCUGCGUUAUGUUCAUUUGUAACUGUCUUUCCUGUUGUACCUUUCAUCUGUUGGGCUAUAAGGGAAAAAAUACAUUUCAACAGCAAAUUAAUUUUGUUGUUAGAGUAUCAACAAUAAUAUUUGCAUUUAGAAUUGAAAAAAUGCAAUCUCCCAGAUUCUUUGGUCUGUUUUAAAUACAUGAACUGCUGACAGGCCAUUUAACCAUUUUGGCAUUGUCUGAUUUGUAAUCAGUGUCGUUUUACCCUGCACGUUUUAGCAUAGUUCAUAUUCAUGUUCAUGGAUUCUUCAAGCCACAUUUUGCAACUUUGAAAGAAACUGGUGUUACAUUCCUACCUAAUGCAAAACCUUACAAAUGUGUAAAUGUAGUCAACCUGAAGAGUAAUUAAAUAAAAAGUGAAGAAACCUA